GCAGAAGCCUCAGCAACGUUUAGGGGAAACAGGAGAAGAAGAUGGGGUGCUGACGGGACCACAGCCAGUGUGGCUAUAACGAUCCAACUUAGUAACCCCUUUGGCUAGACUUUAAACACUUUAUUGUGUGGUGUUGUUUUGUUUGAUAUUUUUAAAAAAUGAUUCUUACAGUAAAGCCACUUCAAGGGAAGGAGUGCAGCGUUCAGGUGACAGAAGAUGAAAAGGUUUCCACAGUGAAGGAACUUGUUUCUGAGCGACUCAACAUACCAGCAAACCAGCAGCGGUUGCUUUACAAAGGAAAGGCACUGGCAGAUGAACACAGACUUAGUGAUUAUUCCAUUGGACCAGAGGCUAAACUGAACCUAGUAAUCCGUCCUGCGGGAGAAAGAUCUGCAGCCUCAGCAGUGGCUGGCUGCAGCAGCAAGAACAUGCAGGGAGGACUGUGGCAGUCUGUGUCCACUAUACUUGCUAGACACUUUAGUCCAGCAGAUGCAGCAAAAGUUCACGAACAGCUUAUAAAGGACUAUGAACGUUCACUUCGACAGCUUAGCCUGGAUGACAUUGAACGACUAGCAGUGCGAUUGCUCCACCCUGACAGCGAGAGCAUGGACACCUCAUACACGGACUAGCAUUUGAAAACCUAAAUCUGCUUUGUAGGAAUUGAUUUAGGAGGAACUACAUGUUUGCAAAAAUAAAGUGUGAGGCCAUUGAGAAUACAA
Molecule: messenger RNA, 719 nt
Organism: Oryzias melastigma (Indian medaka)
Lineage: Eukaryota; Metazoa; Chordata; Actinopteri; Beloniformes; Adrianichthyidae
Gene: ubl4a
Product: ubiquitin like 4A
Exons: 4
Coding region: 159-629 (156 amino acids)
Biological process (GO): post-translational protein targeting to endoplasmic reticulum membrane
Molecular function (GO): protein binding
Source: RefSeq, a predicted model, not a curated record